This is a messenger RNA of Dothidotthia symphoricarpi CBS 119687, 386 nucleotides long. RefSeq lists its product as uncharacterized. NCBI's taxonomy places the organism in Eukaryota, Fungi, Ascomycota, Dothideomycetes, Pleosporales, Dothidotthiaceae. The record is from RefSeq and is a predicted model, not a curated record. Bases 92 to 328 code for a protein of 78 amino acids. The transcript has a single exon.
UGACGAGUCGAGCUCGAUUGCCUGUGAAAACUUCUCGCUGUGACGUUGUUAGCAGAUUGGUUUGCGACCAGUGCAGCUGCGGGGAGCUCACAUGGACUCUGCGAACUUCUUCUCCGCGAAGAGCUUGUUCCCCUCGGCUUUUAGUGCGUCAGCCAUGGUGGUGGAUGUGUGGAGUGUUGUGUGCGAGUUUGCUUCGACUGGAGAUUGUCGUCGCGUAGGCUGCAGGCGUCUUGUGCACUUUGUAUGUGCUUGUGAAGAAAGUUCCAGAAGCGUGGAGUCGACUUCACUGCGGGACCGUGCGCGUCAUCCCACCAUGACCUCGAUCUGAGCUCACCAACGACCUUAACACACAAUUUAAGGCAGGCAUAUUCUAUUUUAGGCCAGGU